This is a messenger RNA of Bombina bombina (fire-bellied toad), 7119 nucleotides long. RefSeq names its product lysine acetyltransferase 6A (gene KAT6A). Gene Ontology annotation, cellular component: nucleosome; MOZ/MORF histone acetyltransferase complex. The record is from RefSeq and is a predicted model, not a curated record. Lineage: Eukaryota; Metazoa; Chordata; Amphibia; Anura; Bombinatoridae. Gene Ontology annotation, biological process: nucleosome assembly; regulation of DNA-templated transcription. Gene Ontology annotation, molecular function: DNA binding; histone acetyltransferase activity.
UUUUACUACUGUGCCUCCCGCCGCGUUAAUCCACUGACUACGCAUUCAACCCCUUAGCUGUUCCAACUAUCUUUCCAUUAAGCCUCUGCGCUGUUCCCAAUGUAGGUUUCCCUCCCUGGUUUAUACUUUCCAAGAUGGCCACCGCGUCAGCCCGGGGAGUCUCCGCGCUCCGUCGCUUCUGCCUUUUAGAGCUCCCGGUUUGAACACACCACCCCUGGAUUAAUCUUUUCCCUACCCUUUGAGACAGAGGAUCUACUACUUUGUGCACAUUUUAUUUUUUAAAUUGUUCACCACCUGUGGAUUUUAGUUCGUCUGGUGUGACCAGGGCCUAAUUUAUGCUAUGUUGAGCAAGCCCCCAGGCAGUGCCAGCCUCCUCUCCUCCCUCCAGGAUCAGGGUUAAACCUCUAUGGAUAAACAGCCAAUAUGGUGAAGCUGGCGAACCCUCUUUACACGCAAUGGAUCCUGGAGGCCAUCAGGAAGGUGAAGAAACAAAAACAGCGUCCUUCAGAGGAACGACUUUGCAAUGCUGUGUCCACUUCCCACGGCCUAGAUAGACACACUGUCUUAGAACAGCUGGAACUUAGUGUCAAGGAUGGAACGGUUCUCAAAGUCACUAACAAGGGGCAAAAUUCAUACAAGGACCCAGAUAACCCAGGCCGCUUGGCCUUGCCCAAGGUGGCAAGAAACCUAGGGAGGCCUGAGGGUGUGGACUGGCAUCAUCUUUUAAGACGGGCUUUGGAAGGGCUCUCAGAGCCAGGGGGCUCGUCAUUAAAAAGUAUUGAACGUUUUCUUAGAAGCCAGCGGGAUGUGGCAGCAGCCUUUGCGGGCAACACAGGGCCAACUUCGGCUUUUCACCAGCAGCUACGACUGGCAGUCAAGCGUGCACUGGGUCAUGGGAGAAUUGUAAAGGAAGGGACACUCUAUAAAUUAAAUACCAAGCUAUCUGAGGGCAAGCAAGGAUGGGAGUCUCUGGCUUCACUGCCACCUGUGUGCCUUCUGCCCCACGAAAAAGAUAAGCCGGUAGCUGAACCUAUCCCCAUAUGCAGUUUCUGUCUGGGAACAAAGGAGCAAAACAGAGAUAAGAAACAAGAAGAACUUAUAUCAUGUGCAGACUGUGGAAACAGCGGGCAUCCAUCCUGUCUGAAGUUUUCCCCAGAGCUGACAGUACGUGUUAAAGCACUGCGCUGGCAAUGCAUUGAAUGCAAGACGUGCAGCUCAUGCCGUGACCAAGGAAAAAAUGCUGACAGUAUGCUGUUCUGUGACUCCUGUGACCGGGGGUUUCACAUGGAGUGCUGUGAGCCGCCUCUUACUAGGAUGCCGAAAGGUAUGUGGAUUUGUCAAAUAUGCCGGCCUAGGAAGAAAGGCCGGAAGUUACUUCACAAAAAAGCUGCUCAGAUUCGCCGGCGUUAUACCAACCCCAUCGGCCGUCCAAAGAACCGAUUAAAGAAACAAAGUGCAUCCUCAAAACCACCAUUUAUCAAAGGCAGAGGCAACCCUGGCCGAGGGAGAAAACGCAAAUAUUCUUCAUGUACAUCAUCCUCAGAAGACGAUGGCAGGAGCUCUGAGACCUCUCGAGGUCAAGCUGUCCCUUUCAACAAAAAGACAAAGGGUCUCAUCGACGGGCUGACCAAAUUCUUCACUCCAUCCCCAGAUGGGCGCAAAGCACGAGCAGAGGCAUUGGAUUAUUCUUUACAGCGCUCAAGAAAAAGGGGGCCACGAAAAUCUGAACAAGUGGACUGGGACAAUCAAGAAGGUUGGGACAGCAAGCUUGAUGGCGAUGACCAUCUUGGAAUAUUAUCAGAAAAGGAAAUUGAGCUCUUCCAAGAUAUCCAGGAGCAGGCACUACAGAGGGUUGGUGUGAGUGGACCUCCAGACCCGCAGGUACGCUGCCCUUCUGUCAUUGAAUUUGGAAAAUACGAAAUUCAGACGUGGUAUUCCUCUCCUUAUCCCCAAGAAUAUUCAAGUUUUAAACAUAAAUGCAAAAAGCAAUGUACUGCUAUUAGAUUACUCUGGGUGGAUGGGAAAGUGAGCACCAUUUACUGCCAAAACCUAUGCCUCCUCGCCAAGCUGUUCCUUGACCACAAGACACUAUAUUAUGACGUUGAACCCUUCCUCUUCUAUGUGCUUACACAGAAUGAUUCAAAGGGAUGCCACCUUGUUGGAUACUUUUCCAAGGAGAAACACUGCCAGCAGAAGUACAAUGUAUCCUGUAUUAUGAUACUUCCCCAGUACCAGCGAAAAGGUUAUGGUCGCUUCCUCAUCGACUUCAGUUAUCUCCUUUCGAAGCGUGAGGGACAAGCAGGUUCUCCAGAAAAACCUCUUUCUGAUCUUGGUCGGUUGUCCUACAUGGCAUAUUGGAAGAGUGUGGUACUGGAAUGUCUUCACCACAAUAGGGAGCGGGAGAUGAGCAUCAAGAGGCUUACCAAACUGACUGGAAUCUGCCCUCAGGAUAUUGCUGCCACCCUUCAGCAAUUACGUAUGCUGGAGAUGAGAGGGGACCGCAUUGUGCUAGUUCGCCGAGAGCAACAAAUCCAGGGACACAUGAGCCGUUUACAGGCCCGUCCAAGGGAGGUAGAGGUUGAUCCUGAGGCUUUGAGAUGGACUCCUGUCAUAGUCACAAAUUCUGUGGUAACUGACGACGAGGUGGAUUCUGAGGAAGAAGAAGAAGAAGAAGAAGUAGAAAGGCAAUCAUUAAAUAAUAGAGAUCAGAUGAUAAGAAGCAUCACUCGGGUUUCUAAGGACCAGGACUCUUGCCCUGUUUUGGAGAAAGAAAAGAGCCCACCACCUCUACCUUUUCGUCCAAGUUCACCAGUCCAUCAUUUUCCUAACCCUCGACAAUUUCAGGACUUAUUCCGGAACAACUUGCCUGCAAAUAUUCAACCUAAAGGUAGAGGGCGUAGAGGUCGCAGGGGUCGACGAGGUCGAACUCCUGGAUCGUCCUCCAGCCGGACUGCAGACCUUCUGAGGUUGCUGGCUAGAGAUGUUCCAGCACCCCCUAGGCGUAGUGGAGAAAGGGGACGCCCAAGAUUACGAAGGGGCAGACUGAAAAGGCUGGGGGAUUCUAUGCUGCGUAGAGACUUCUUAGAGCAACAAGAGCGUUUGUCAAAACGUUUUGAAUGUGAGCGCCCACAGCUGAGGCAUUUCAGUGAGAGCAGUGAAGAAGAGGAUGAUGAAGAGGAGGAUGAUGAUGAUGAUGAAGAAAAUCAUAGCUUGCGCUCAGACUCUCCACCCAUCCUCACAAAACCUGCUCUCAAACGCAAGAAGCCUGGAGCUCACCGGAGAGGGCGAGUGCGCAGGCGCAAACACCACCACAACAGUAGUGUGGUAACAGAAACCAUUUCAGAAACAACACAAGUUUUAGAUGAACCCUUUGAUGAUUCUGACUCAGAGCGUCCUAUGCCAAGGCUGGAACCUGAGGAAGAUGGUAGUAGCCACGGUGUUCCCUUCCCAACUGACUACUUUCCAUACCUUACUCCUCAUCCAUUGUUGAGACGUAACCGCCCACUUGGCAAGAGGGAGAUCCCACACCGAGCAAUUUCCAGAUAUUUUUUUGUUUUAGGGUCACACAUCAAGCCACCUGCUUCUGCAAUUCGUUCUCAGAAUGAGACUGCCCCAAUAUCUGAGCCCUCUGCUCCUGCACCUGUUAAAAAGAAAGGGUGGCCUAAGGGCAAAAGUAGGAAACCUCUCCAUUGGAAGAAACGUCCUGGAAGAAAACCUGGUUUCAAACUGAACCGUGACCCUCCUCCACCCUCUCUUCCUCAUCCUUCUCCUGCCAGGCCUGGUCGCAAGCCAAGAUUGCGAGAAGAAGUAGUCUCUCCUAGAGACACAGCUCUGGAAAAGGAAGAAGUUGUCCCGGCAGUAGUUAAAACAGUUAUGGAAGAUGAUGAAGGGCCCAUUGCUACAGUACCACCGACGUCACCAUCUGAAAGCAGCAGCAGUAGUAGUAGCAGCAGUGAUAUCUCCUCAAGGGAAACUGAAAAUCAUCUCCCUCUCCAGAGCGACAGGGAAGAACCUGAAGAUGAUUCCCAGCCAGUUGCCGCGGAUCAAGAUCAUGAAGAUGAAGAGGAGGAAAGAGCAACAGAAACUAAAGAAAUAGAGGUAACUGUAGUAAACCAGCAGGAAGAUCAUGAUGCAGAUGAUGAAGAUGAUGGAGCAAAGGAACCUGAGGAUGGGGAAGAACUUGAGCAAGACACUGUUGACGAACCAGGGCAACAGGAACCUGGCAUAGGAAGCAGCAGGGAGGAGGAAGAUAAAAUAGAGGGUGAACAUGAGUCCACAGUAAGACAUGCUUCUUCCUGCUUAGAGGAGGAGGAACCUCCAGAAAAAGUAGAGGAGGAGCGAAAAGAGGUGGAUGAAGAGGAAGACGAUGGAGAAGAGGAAAUUCCCCACACAGAGCUAGAUCUGGAGACUGUGCAGGCUGUACAGUCUUUGACUCAGGAAGAGAGUAGUGAGCAUGAUGAUGGAACAUAUGGUGAUUGUGAGGAUGAGACACUGACAGCUUGCCAAACUUUGCAGAGUUUCACACAGGCAGAGGAUGACCCACAACUGGGCCUAGCAGAGGAGUGCCAUCCCUCAGCUCAGGGUAGCCCAAUAUCAUCUGUUCAUUCACAUCCAAGUCAGUCUGUGCGUUCAACAAGCAGUCCAAGUGUACCACCAGUGCUUGAAGGAAAUGGGGCUGGUGGAUACCCUCAGAUAAGUCCUGAUGCCGCCUCUCUUUCAGCUCCUUCUAUUCAGAACUUAGAAACCACCAGCCCUAUGAUGGAUGUACCCUCUGUGUCUGAUCACUCUCAACAGGUAGUAGACAGUGGUUUUAGUGAUCUGGGCAGCAUUGAGAGUACAACAGAGAACUAUGAAAAUCCCAGUAGCUAUGAUUCCAGCAUGGGGGGUGGCAGUAUUUCCUCUCAGAGCAGCUGCUCCUAUGCUAGUGGUGGCAAUGCUAAUGGAGCUGGAGGCAUGUCUUCAUCUAAUAACUUGUCGCAGAGCGGCUGUGCUGUAAACCAACAAAUGGCUGGCAUGCCAGGAAUGUUACAGUCAUCCCAAGCUUGUGGUAUAAAGUCACCUCAGAAUUGUGCCUCAGAGCGACCACCUAGCAGUAGCAACAAUCAGCCACCACCACCUCCACCUCCACCACCUCCAUUGCCCCCUCAGCAACCACCCCCACAGCAACAGCCACCAAUGUCACAGUGCAGCAUGAACAACAGCUUUGGUCCCUCAAUGAUAAUGGAGAUACCGGACCAGAGUAAUGGGAGCAAUCUCAGUAUCUAUCCUGGUGAUUUUGGAGCGGGUGGAUAUUCCCAGCCUUCUGCUACUUUUAGUCUUGCCAAGUUGCAGCAGCUUACAAACACCAUCAUGGACCCUCAUGCUAUGCCUUACAGCCAUGCUUCAGCGGUCACCUCCUAUGCAAACAGUGUGUCCCUAUCUAACUCUGGCCUGUCCCAACUCACAUCUUCCCAUCCUUUGGCAGGGGCACCCCAAGCACAAGCCACUAUGACCCCAACCCCUACCAUGAACCUUCUCCAAUGCAACAUGUCAGCAGGUAACCUUGGUAUACCCCACAGCCAGCGUAUCCAGAGCCAGAUGCCUAAGGGACACCAUUCCAUCCGCUCUAAGUCAGCCCCAUUGCCUGCUGCUCCAUCCCCACACCAACAGCAGCUGUAUGGACGUAGCACACCAGGCAUGCAACCUGCCUCCAGGGCUCUCACAGUUCAACGGAGCAUGAACAUGGGUGUGAACUUAAUGCCCACCUCACCGUACAAUGUUAACACCAUGAACCCGCUCAAUGCUAUGAGUGGAUACCGCAUGUCCCAACAAAUGGUAAACAGUUCCUAUCAUAGCAAUGCAGCCUAUAUGAACCAGACAACACAGUAUCCCAUGCAGGUUGGCAUGGGCAUGAUGGGUGCUCAGGCCUAUACCCAACAACCUAUGCAGCCGAAUCCCCAUGGAAAUAUGAUGUACACACCACCUCCUCAUCACUCCUAUAUGAACUCCCCAGCUGUCCCCAAACAAACUCUUAAUGCUCCUUACAUGCGGAGAUGAGGGGGUCACCGGUGGCACCCCAAAAAUCCUACAACCCCUCAUGUCCUCUUGCAGACUAUAAAUACGGCCUUUUAUACUGACAGGACUUUUAUCCCAUUUCCCUUAUACCCCUUUGCUGUAGAUUUAAUAUUAUAAUGUUUUUUUAUUGUUAUUUUAUUUCCCUCCCUUUUACUGAAAAAGAAACAAACUAAUUUUGUCGGGGGCUUUCCUGUUUUUAUUUUUUCUGUAGAUUUUUUUCUUGCGUUCAUUUUCUCCUGUUUUUACAGAAGCGUCGUCUGAAAAGGUUUUUUCCCUUCCAUAUUUUUUUUUAUAUAACAGAAGCAAAAAAUAUAACCUUUUUAAAAAAAAACACUUUAGCGGAACGCACGGUUAUAGGAAAAAUAUCUUGUUUUUAGAAAGUUUAAAAGAAAAAAUUAAGAAAGACAAAAAAAAUUAACCCUGUAGCCUUAUUCAGUCGUGGGCUUCAUCACAGCCACGAUAAAUGUAUACUUUCAACGUGCAUCCCGCUGAUUCUUCAUUGUUUUUGAAUUUUUGAAUGGGGUUGGAGGGAAAAAUAUUUAUAAAGCCCUGGAGGGGGCAGAUGAGCCUUCAAUCUGCUAUGUGUAAAAAGUCUCAUGCUCAAUCCCUUUACUGUCUGCCUCUUCUGGGGUGCUAUCAUCCCCCCCUUAUAUAAACAUAUGUGUAUGAAUUAUGUGUAUGUAUGUGAUAUGUAAAUAUGUGUGUGUGUGUGUAUAUAUAUAUAUAUAUAUAUAUAUAUAUAUAUUGUGUGUAUAUAUAUAUAUAUUAUAUAUAUAUAUAUAUAUAUAUUAUAUAUAUUAUAUAUAUUAUAUAUAUAUAUAUAGAGAGAGAGAGAGAGUUGUGUGUAUGCAUAUAUAUAUAUAUAUAUAUAUAUACACACGUAAAAUUUGUGUAUAUUCAACAUGGUCAGUUUUGAUGGGGUUCUUAAAAACAUACAGCAAAAACAAAGUGUGAUUAAAAAUUCACUUUCCUUUAUUGAAAUUACAUUCUGCACUAAAGGUGAAUUGCUUAUUUCUCUUACGCAAACAAGAAGCACUUAUUGCCAUAAACUAAAUGGAGAUGCUG